AAACUGAUUUUCUUGGAAACUUCUUCGCAGAAACUCUUUUAGAAAAUCCUCGAAAUCCGCGCCACUACAAAUUCCAUUUUCUUCUCCGAAUUCAUUCAUAGAAACGCGCAUUUGUACUCGAUCUCCGAUUUGCCAAAUUCAAUCGGAAACCCUAAAUCGAAGAUUCUUCUUCAUCGUCAUCAGAAGAAGUUUCGAGAAAUAUGAGGAGAGUUUUCGGCGUUAAGAAGCAAACGGAACCUCCUCCUUCCAUUCAAGAUGCUUCUGAUCGGAUUAAUAAAAGAGGUGACACCGUGGAGGAGAAAAUCAAGAAGCUUGAUGUUGAACUUGCUAAAUACAAGGAGCAACUAAAGAAGACCCGGCCAGGUCCAGCUCAGGAAGCUGUAAAAGCUCGAGCAAUGAGGGUUUUGAAGCAAAAAAGAAUGUAUGAAGGCCAACGUGACAUGCUCUAUAACCAGACGUACAACCUAGAUCAAGUUUCAUUUGCUGCUGAGGGAAUUAAAGAUGCUCAGCAGACAAUGUCAGCCUUGAAGUCCGCAAACAAAGAAUUGAAAGGAAUGAUGAAGACAGUGAAGAUUCAAGAUAUAGAUAACAUGCAAGAUGAAAUGAUGGACUUGAUGGAUGUGAGCAACGAAAUUCAGGAGUCUCUUGGGAGAAGCUACAGUGUGCCAGAUGACAUUGAUGAAGAUGAACUCCUGGGUGAGCUUGAUGCUCUGGAGGCCGACAUGGAUUCGGUAGGCGAAGGGGUCCCUUCGUAUCUUCAACCAGACAAGGAGUCCGAUUUGGAUGCAGAGCUUAGCCUACCAUCAGCACCAACAGGGCAUGCACAAAUGCCAGCUGGCAGAGCUAACGCGCAGGCUUAUGAUGAACUAGGAUUGCCUGCGGUUCCUCGUGCAUCAAUUCGCGAUUAAGGGAUGAUUGGGAUAUAUUGUUGAUAACUUCUUUUGGGAUUAUUUGGGAUUAUUGGGGAAAUCCUGGUGUAAACAUUAGUGUGCAGAUUAUAUCUUCAUUGUUGUUUCCACAUGACUCAUGUUGAUUCAUUGUGAAAUAAUGGAAUGCUUGAAUUGUAUUAUGCACAUUCAGUACUUAUCAGACAUCCAACAAAAAGAAGAUGAUCAAACUCCUGGUGCCUUGUUUGGCUUUUGUAGUUAUUUUACAUUUUUUAAUGAAACCUUGUAAAUUGAGUGAGAUUGUACGUACAAAAGAAGCCAACAGUAAAAGUUUGUUUCUCAA
Molecule: messenger RNA, 1230 nt
Organism: Capsicum annuum
Lineage: Eukaryota; Viridiplantae; Streptophyta; Magnoliopsida; Solanales; Solanaceae
Product: vacuolar protein sorting-associated protein 60.1
Exons: 7
Coding region: 201-908 (235 amino acids)
Biological process (GO): late endosome to vacuole transport via multivesicular body sorting pathway; vesicle budding from membrane
Cellular component (GO): multivesicular body
Source: RefSeq, a predicted model, not a curated record